This is a messenger RNA of Paramisgurnus dabryanus, 2691 nucleotides long. Its product is annotated as UDP-GlcNAc:betaGal beta-1,3-N-acetylglucosaminyltransferase 7-like. Gene Ontology annotation, biological process: poly-N-acetyllactosamine biosynthetic process; protein O-linked glycosylation. Gene Ontology annotation, cellular component: Golgi membrane. NCBI's taxonomy places the organism in Eukaryota, Metazoa, Chordata, Actinopteri, Cypriniformes, Cobitidae. Gene Ontology annotation, molecular function: UDP-glycosyltransferase activity; hexosyltransferase activity. The record is from RefSeq and is a predicted model, not a curated record.
CUGAAAGCACUGACAAACUUUAUUUAUACAUCAUUUUCGGUUUCUUGUCAGUUACACCUGCGACUAUAAAUAAUGAUGAGGAUCAAGCACACUUGCUUCUUGUUCUUCUUGGCAUUAGUGAUGUUAACUAUCAUCCAGAUAGUCAUCCAGAAAGAAAACAUCAGGCCACUACACGACUUACAGAUACGUUCGGUGCUCCGUACGGGUGAGGGCCCCAAUCCCAUUUCUGUAAACCUCCGGAACAAGAGUAUGGAAAGACCGGCAGUGCCCACAACCUGGGAUAUCAUCAGCUCCAACUGCAGUGCCAACCCUAAUUUCACAUCCCAAGAGUGGUUCACAAAUCUUGAAUCCAAAUACCAGCAAUUUAUGCUUUACAAGCAUUGCCGAUACUUUCCUAUGCUAAUAAAUCACCCGGAGAAGUGUGCUGGGGACAUCGACUUGUUGAUUGUGAUUAAGUCCGUGAUAACACAACAUGACCGGAGAGAGGUGAUAAGGCAAACAUGGGGCAAAGAGCAGACAGUCGACGGGAAAAGGAUCAAAACCGUUUUUCUUCUCGGGGUGUCUUCCAAUCAGAAAGAGAUAGCCAACCAUCAAAAACUUCUGGAAUAUGAGGAUCAAAUUUAUGGGGAUAUCCUCCAGUGGGACUUCAUGGAUAGUUUCUUCAACCUCACCCUAAAGGAGAUUCACUUCUUGAAAUGGUUCUCCAUGUACUGCAGAAAUGCCAAGUAUAUCUUCAAAGGAGACGACGACGUGUUUGUCGGCAUUUCCAACAUCUUUGAAUAUCUGGAGACAAGCAAAGACGUGAAAGACUUAUUUGUUGGUGAUGUUCUCUUCAGAGCCAUGCCCAUUCGCCGUAACACGAGCAAGUACUACAUUCCCCAAGCCUUGUAUCAAAAGAGAAGCUACCCGCCGUAUGCCAGUGGAGGAGGUUUCCUGAUGGAUGGCCCCCUUGCACGUAAACUUUACAAAGCAUGUGAAACUGUGGAAAUUUAUCCCAUCGACGAUGUGUUUCUUGGGAUGUGUCUAGAAGUGCUUAACGUAACCCCAAUUCAACACAAUGCUUUCAAAACUUUUGGGAUUGUAAGCGAGCAAACUAGUCAAAUGAAUCGGGAUCCGUGCUUUUAUAGGAACUUGAUAUUGGUACAUAAAUUGCUCCCACCCGAUCUAAUCAACAUGUGGAAGAUGGUCAAUAAUAACUCAAUAGAUUGUUCACUGGAAAAUAAUUUCUUAAAAUCAAAAGAUAUGUUCUGGCAAGAAAAUUCAACGAAAAUAUUAAUAUAACUCUGAAGUUAAUUAAAUACAAAAACAAAUAUCUGGACAACUUCACUUAUGUAGAUAAUGAAGAAUUUUGUCAUUAGCACAAUCAAUGGACAUUUUUCAACAAACUUGGGAGUUAAAUACAACAUACUUAAGAAUCAAUGAGAUUACAUGAAUGUGAUCCGAUGAUGUGUGUUUAAUGAAUAUUCUCAAAAAAUGGGUUGAAGGCCCUGCAAGUUGGUGCAAGUUAUGCACCAAAAGUAUGUGAUUGUCAUGAGGAAACACGCUGUCAGUCUGCCCCUCUGUGGGUGAACGUUACCUUCAUAAUGUUUAAUAAAAUAAACAUUAUUAGUGUGGUAAUGAUGUCAUCAAUUACAAUGACAUAUAGUUGAAUGAUUACAGAACUUAUGCAUUUAGACUUGUACUUAAAUUUUCCCCAUAAGUUCAUGCAUGACACAUUUAGUAACACUUGGUAGGUGUCAAUGCUAAAUUAAUUUAUCCUUUCUAUAUUUUGUAUAUAUCUUCUGAUGUUUUAGUUUGAAGCAACUUACAAAGUUAAAUAUGUUUUAUAAAAUAUUUGAUGCUGCAUAUCUGGUAAUUAUUUAUUUUUCCUUUCUUGUAACUUUAUAAUAAUGCUUCAGUUUGGGAGUCCCUACGACAUAUUUACAGGUCAAGCUUCUGUAUUUUGACUCAUGAUAUAUGCAAUGUGACAUAAAAAAAGUUUUAUAAAAAUAACAUUUAGUCUUCUGUUUAAUGACCCUUUGAAACAAAAGCAAUGGACACAAGUUUCUACAGGUUUAAAACAACAUUGGGGCGAGAAAAUGAUGAAAAAAAUUAUGAUUUUGGGGGGUAGACUAUACCUUUAAUGGGGUUGAUGUUAUCUCAUGCAAUCUGAUUUAUUAACACAGUUAAAGAGUUGUAAUCUUCAUGCUAAACAAAUGCAAAGUGUCAAAAAAGCAGUUGAGCAUCUGAGAGUAUUUCUGGGCAAUUCUCACACAAGUUUUUCGAACAUGGGUACCCAUUACAUAUUAAGUAUCAUAUUUCUUUUAUGGGCACUUCCUGAUCUUUUACAAAUCUGAUAAAACUAAAGACUCUUCGGAGAUAUGAAGGAUUUAAUAGUACUGUAUAAGUAUUUAAGAUUAACAUGAGUUGAGCAGAAACAGUGUGUGUUAUGGGAGCUUUAACUUUAAUGAAGGAAAUGACGAGAUCCUAAAGCACAUAAAUCUCACAUUUUAAGAUAUUUAUAAAAUAAUUUUUGUGCAAACUUGAGUCAGCUGUUUAUAAGAGAAAACACUUUUUUAAAUGCAAUGUCUUAUUGUAAAACAUCUUUAUUGGUUGUUAUGUUACACAUAUUUUAUUAAGGUAUUGGAUUAUAUGUAUUUAUUAUUAUUUUUAUUUAUUUAUUUUCUUUAAAGUGUGCAUUAAUGUCACAGA